Molecule: messenger RNA, 1299 nt
Organism: Xylona heveae TC161
Lineage: Eukaryota; Fungi; Ascomycota; Xylonomycetes; Xylonales; Xylonaceae
Product: UAA-domain-containing protein
Exons: 5
Coding region: 1-1299 (432 amino acids)
Biological process (GO): transmembrane transport
Cellular component (GO): endoplasmic reticulum membrane; Golgi membrane
Molecular function (GO): UDP-N-acetylglucosamine transmembrane transporter activity
Source: RefSeq, a predicted model, not a curated record
AUGGCCAGGAGCCGCCGGGCUAACCUCCUCUCCCCUAGUGCAAUGACGACUGCGCAGAUCCAGCGCCGCCGAAGUGCCCAGCAUGGCCUUCCGUCCGGUGCGGGCUUCGACGGACUUCCGCAGACGCCCAAGGAGAUCAAUGCGGCACCCUCACUUGAGAAUGCGCAGGCGGCAAGACGACAGAUUGGCCGACUCAGCAUUAGCAAUGCCAUGAGCUUUGCCAAUGCCGUUCUGCACACUACCAUUCCCGCAUGGUUUAAUAUUGGUGUUAUGGUUGCGUGGAUAUUUGGAGGAUGCUGCUCGAAUGUUUUCGCGUUGGAGGCAAUUGUGAAGGAAGAGCCAGACAGCGGUCUUCUCAUGACCCUUGCCCAAUUUAUCCUUACUGCUCUGUUUAGUGUCCGCCACCAGUUCACCCUUUCAAAUCCACCCUUUUUUCUCAAGUCCAGAGCUGUUCCCCUUCGUCGAUGGCUCGUCAGCAUCGCUUUGUUCUUCUCAGUCAAUGUAAUGAACAAUUUUGCCUUUGGAUAUGACAUCUCUGUGCCUGUACAUAUCAUUCUUCGAAGCGGUGGCAGCGUCACUACUUUGCUGGCGGGGUGGCUCUGGGGAAAGCGCUUCACAAAGCUCCAAGUGCUCUCUGUCAUGAUUUUGACUGUGGGAGUCAUCAUCUCAGCCAUGGCCGACGCACAAGCAAAGGGCAAAAUAAAUUCCGAACACUCAAGCCACGGCCGCUCGUUUGCAACAGGUCUGGUUCUGCUCUUGAUCGCCCAGAUUCUCAGCGCCAUCAUGGGUCUUUAUACGCAAGCUACCUAUGCCAAGUACGGUUCACAUUGGCGCGAAAAUAUGUUUUAUAGCCACUUUUUGUCUAUUCCCCUCUUCUUCCCUUGGCACGUCUCGCUGCGCGAACAAUUCUCCCGUCUAUCGUCCUCGCGACCUAUCUCUCUUGCAUCGUUGUUUCCAUCAGCUCUUGUCGAAAAGCAACCUGCGCUUCAAAAGCUACCUUCAGUCCCGCUUCAGCUCGCUCUGCUGGCAGUGAAUUCUCUCACGCAAUACGCUUGCAUCAAGGGGGUGAACUUGCUGGCUGGCCGAUCCUCCGCACUAACGGUCACUAUUGUGCUUAAUAUUCGCAAAUUGACGAGUUUAAUGCUGAGUAUCUGGCUCUUUGGAAACAACUUGGCCCCUGGUGUCCUUUUGGGUGCAAUCGUUGUGUUUGCUGCUGGCGGAUUAUAUGGUUGGGAGAGCCAGCGCGCCAAAUCGAAAGAGGAAAAGGGAGGCAAAGAGGACAGCAAAAAGAAACAAUGA